AUGGCUCCCGCUGCCACCGCAUCUGCGCCCACCGCGCCGCACAAUCUCGUCAAGGAAGCUCCCCUCCAUAUCUUUCCAGAUGGACUGAGAACAACCGGUCAGCACGAUCCUCUUUACGAGCAUAUCCUACCAUUCGAGAAGUUCCCUAAGCAGAUCACCGGUCCUACCGUGUGGAAUCCAGAGGAAUAUCGCUCGAAGCCAGAGAAAUGGACACAUCAGUUUACCGCAGACCAAAUUGAAGAGCUGAGCAAUGCGGCCGAUGCUUUCCUCGCAUCCAAAACCCCGCUCACUGGUAUUACCAAGAACAACUUCCGCGUGCCAGUCCUAGCUCCAUACCUAGAGAAACUCCGUCUCGACCUCAUUGACGGAAAGGGAUUCAUCCUUUUCAAGGGCUUCCCCGUCCAGCUAUGGGGUAACCACAAGUCGGCUGUCGCCUACAUGGGUCUGGGUACUUACCUCGGCUAUUUCGUGAGCCAGAACAGUCGCGGCCAUGUACUUGGCCACGUCAAGGAUCUCGGCGAGGACUCCACUCAGAUCGACAAGGUCCGCAUCUACCGUACAAAUGCUCGCCAAUUCUUCCAUGCCGAUGACUCCGAUAUCGUCGGCCUACUGUGCAUCACCAAGGCAAUGGAAGGCGGCGAAUCAGACCUCGUCUCCUCGCACAAUGUCUACAACACACUCGCCGUUGAGCGCCCCGACGUCCUAAAGACUCUUACCGAGCCAAUCUGGUAUUUCGACCGAAAGGGCGAGACAAGCAAAGGCGAGAAAGAGUUCAUCCGGACUAGCGUCGUGUACCUUGAGCGCGGCGAGAACGGCCGUGUAUACACCAAAUGGGACCCUUACUACGUCCGCUCGUUGACCCGCUUCUCCGAUGCGGGCAUCAUUCCCCCACUCAGCGAUGCCCAGCUCGACGCUAUCCAGGUCCUCGAGGAUACCUGUAACAGACUUUCUUUGCACAUGAUUUUGGAUGUCGGCGACAUCCAGUUCCUGGCCAACUCGCAUAUCUUGCAUGCUCGUACUUCUUACACGGAUUUUGCCCCUCCUGCGCCUCGUCGUCACCUCAUGCGGUUGUGGCUUGCGACACCUGAGAGUGAGGGCGGGUGGAAGUUGCCGUUCUGGGACUCUAAUGAGAAGAAGAGAGGUGGUAUUCAGGUUGAUGACCAGGCCCCUGUUGCGCCUCUUGAUGCGGAGUAA
Messenger RNA from Penicillium pulvis, 1194 nucleotides. Its product is annotated as TauD/TfdA family dioxygenase. Gene Ontology annotation, molecular function: oxidoreductase activity. The coding region runs from base 1 to 1194 and encodes 397 amino acids. NCBI's taxonomy places the organism in Eukaryota, Fungi, Ascomycota, Eurotiomycetes, Eurotiales, Aspergillaceae. The record is from RefSeq and is a predicted model, not a curated record. The transcript is spliced from 4 exons.